This is a messenger RNA of Tribolium castaneum (red flour beetle), 5234 nucleotides long. RefSeq lists its product as uncharacterized. The transcript is spliced from 4 exons. The record is from RefSeq and is a predicted model, not a curated record. NCBI's taxonomy places the organism in Eukaryota, Metazoa, Arthropoda, Insecta, Coleoptera, Tenebrionidae. Bases 802 to 1581 code for a protein of 259 amino acids.
AAGUGCUUUUGAAUAUUUGAUAAACCUCAUCAGUCAGUUGAAUGUCAUCUAUUUUCUUGUUUUAAAUAAUAAUUCCAAUCGAGCUGUCGCGUUGCCCCAAUAUUCAAUAUUCCCUCGAAAUGUAUGUCGAUAUGUUGCACCAGAAGAGCGGCAUAUUCUUGGCUAAGUGCAAUGCCCUGCCAGGAUUCUAGGAUGCUUGAUCUCCUGAGGGGUAUGGGGAGCAUUAUGUUGGCUGAUCAAUACCGGAGGAGCCGCCCCAUACUCGCCAGUUAUACGUAGUUGGUGUUGCUGAGUAGUCGUAGAGUUCAAUUCGCGUGUUCCUUGGUUUAUACAAGUAGUGCAUUAUAGUGAGCAUCUCAACAGUUGCAAUUGGGACAAUAUUACGGCUUGGAAUUGGAUGUGGGUACUCACGAUUAGAGGUCAUCGAAAAAUCUAUUGAAGGAAUAAUCACAAGUCACGUAAAUAAGUUGGAGUAAUUGAAAUUUACAGUUAAAAAGGACAGAGAACAACACCUUCCGUCUUGCCGAUGAUGGUGGAGGAAGAAAAGGUGCAAGAAAAGCUUGCCGCGUAAAAAGUUUAUCAGAAUUUGUUUCACGUUUUGUGUUUAUCCGACUAUUGAACGCAUCACGACGGAUUAAAAUUAAUUUGAGACGAGUAUAUCGUGUUAUUAUAAAUAACGAGACAAAUGGUAACUACAUUUCGGUAAACUGGUUCAGCAAUACUUUCACAAGUGAAGAGUCCUAAAGUCAUGUGAAUUAGUUUUGCUUUUCGCCCCUAAACACCCACAAGGAAGAAAUCACGAUGCAUGGUACCGCAGGUCUCCACUCGGCCAUGGCCAUUAAGCGCCAAAGAAGACUGCGAGAACAAGCCAAACGCAAGCGCGAAAGACGCUUGUCUUCGCACACCAGCAGCAUGGACAGCAUGGAGCAUUUGCCAACGAAGAAGAUCUCCCACCACGCACCCCCUGAUCACCGUCUCGCCACUUCCAUCGGGAUGCUUCACAUUGGAGUGUGCUUCUUAGUGUUUGGUCUUUUUCUCAUUGGAUCUGGACUGCUUCCAGAUGAUAUGGUCACAUGGAGAGGUGGCGGUUGGUGGAAUGAACUGCUAGCGACUGGGAUUUUUGUCGCAGCGUUGGGGAUUUUUCUCAUCGCACUGAAUAGAGUAAUGUCGCGACGUGAGGAAGAAGACCUCAACGAGUAUGUUUCAAGACAACUGACGAGAUCGAGGAGUGGUCAUCGACUAGAAAGGGAUCUUGAAACUGGGUGUUUAACCACGAAAAACCACAGACGAAUUCUUGAGAAAAAAAGGGAAGAUGAAGACCGAGGUAUCAAUGAUAUUACACCUGUUCACUCGCCGCAUACUAAAAUUGCACCUGUUUCCAUACAAAAUGGCGAUGCUUACUUGGAAAAAAUCGUUGAAGAGGACGUGUUUGAAAAAAUUACGGAUGAAACCAAGCCGUUUGAAAAUAGAGAGACUAUGUCGACAACUACCACUGCUAGUUUGAGUCCUGGGACUCCUUCUGAAACGAGAGAAUUAAUCACAAAUGCUAGGCAGUACAGCUUUAAUUCCAGACAGUAUUAGGUUCAAAAAAUUAAAAUGUUUCUAUAUUUACUAUUUUGACAGACUUCUUCUAAUAUUUAUUGUUGUAGUUAGUAAUCGAUUAGAUAGCAAGAACGCACACCCUUUUGAUAUCGUAAAAACUAAGCUUAUGUAGGCGUUUUUCAAACCAGGCUGCUCCUUUAUCCUUUAUCUAAAUUGAAAAUAAAAUCUUUUAUACUUACUAUAAUUUAUUUUAGUAAAUAACGACCACUAGUGAGAUCCCAGGAAUUUACGAAUUAGAUGAAAGGAUUUAAGUAACACAAACUAGUAAACUCAUAAGCAUUGUUUAUUUAUUUAUUGUUUAGUUUAUUUUUUUAUAAAGUGAAUAUUAAUAUUCAAAUACAAAUUUACCACAUUUCUGCAGUAAAUACAUCUAGGAGAUUCGCUUUUCUUGUCGUAAAAAAUACGUUUGUUUAACAUCUAUUUUAUUUGACCGCAGUCCGUCCAUACUCACGAAAACACGUCUUGUCUGUUCGAAACGUAUAUACAGAGUGUUCAGAAUUGUUUGUGCAUACCAAAUUCAAAUAAAAAUAUUUCAAAUAUCAAACAAUUAUACUUUUUCUUUAAUAAAAUUUUGCAUUUUUCCGUAAAUGUGUUUGAAAUUUAGGAUUUUAAAAAGCUUUUUGUGCUGCCAUAGUUGCAGUUGACAUUUUGGGUUGACUUUCAUUCAUGCUGCAUAGAACAAACAAGAAAUUUAAUUAGCUUAGAACAAAAGUGUUUGCAGAGUUGAAAUUGGAACACUGACAGAAUAUUUAUUGAUAAAAAAUUGAAUACCAACAUAAUUUUGAGGUUAGAAUAUUCAUUUAUUUGAAGAUAGCACAAAUAGUAUAUUAAGUAUCAAGAACGGUAAGGAAAGUUUACCGGUUAAAGACAAUUGUUUGGAGGAGGAGCGUAGCGACGACUCCAAUUAUUGUCUGAGAUCGGCAAUCCUUAAUGUUCGUGAUGCUUAUGCCAAAAUAAUUUUGAUACAUGUCAAAAUAAUUGUCAAGACAGCAGGUUAUAGUUACCGUUGCUACGUCCAAGGCGUCGACAAAAUUACUUACCGACGGCGACGCUUAAUUUACUUACUGACGCCUAUGGACGUAGCAACUAGUAAACACCACGUACUUGGAAACAGGCAUAGUAAACAAUCAAAUAGAGCUCAGUCGUGCAAAAAAUAUAUAAAUUUUACUCAUAGAAUCACUUUAUACGGGGUGAUCAAAUUCAAACCCGAACACCCAUACAAAAUAUGAUUUUCCUUGCCUUUGAUGUUAAGAGUCAAAUUUCGUAGGGUUCUAAAUAUUAUUAUUAGUUUAUUACCUGAGCUGGGAUUUUCGUAGUCGCGAGCAAAGACUGAGCGGUGCUGCUAUUGGCUCCUCAUAGGCGUGCAUAUGAGUCAAGUAAAUCAUCAAUUAAUAUAUGGAAAAUAAACAAUAAUUUUUGUUACAAACUACUGUGGAGUACAAAGCGAUCAAAAAGUUCUUCUAUAAAGUAAGCUUAGCAAUUAAAGGAUGUAUGUCUGCGGAACUCAACCCAAAUGUUAAACCCAAAUUAUUGUUGAAAUCCAGUUUUGCCCCAUUGACACUAUUUAGGGGCCGUGUAGCGUUCGGGUGUUAUUUAUAUCACUAAUCCACGGCAUCUAUCUAACAGUUUACGUUUGAGGUAACACGUUCUCAAGUGAUACGUGUACUUGAUAGAAGGACUUUCUGAUCACUUCGUAUUUACAAAUGUUUAAUUAAAAAAUUUUUGGUAUCAACCCCCAGAAAACAGUCUUGUUUCAAAUUCGGUAAUAGCUAAAAAAUGUUUUAAACAAAAAUUGUAAAGCAAAAAAUUUUAAAUAACAUGUCUCUUGAGUUUUGUUGAUACUAUUCAAAAAACAAAGUUUGGGAUGGUUGAAUGUAAAGGGAUGAUGUCACAGUUUUAAAAAAAUAUCAUAAACACUUGAUUUUUAUGUCUGCUGAAUUGGAAUCCGAAGGUCGUUGUUUGAUUUGGAAUUGCCUUCAGUAUGAAAAAGACGUUUCAACGAAAAAUGGACAAAUUACUACCUAUAAAGGAACGUAACUUUUUUUUGUAAUAUGUCGCUAUUUUGAUGCUUUAACAGGCAUCUUAGGCCACGCAACGUUAUCAAGUGCGAUGUCGUAAUAGUCAUUAUAAAUUUUUAGGUUGGCAAGCAAAUUCGGCACCUUUUUGCUAAUUUCACAAAUUAAAUUUCAAGAAGCCUUCAUUCGUACUUUUGUUUUUUGAUAAAAUUUGGAUAAAACAAAAAUUUUAAUUUCAUUUUUCACUUUCAAUGUUAUGAUAUGAUAGGCACGGCAAAAAAGGGGUAAAUUAGGUACAAAAAAUUAAAAAAAAAAACUCGUUUCAUGAGACCUUGAAGCACUUAUUCUUUUAUAAAUCUCGUGGCUAACGUCACUCGUUUUUGAAACUGAAUUAGCACUUCUAGAAUGGUCUUAUGAAACUGUUUUUCAAAAUACUAUCAUACCACUAGUGAAAUAAUGAAAAAAGAUCAGACUUGUAUUAAUCAAAUGUUAUUUACUUAUUAAUAUUAACAUUUAUGUUGGUGGAAAGUUCAUUCUGCCUUACAAAGCCUGCCAAGUUUCAUUUUGCGAAUACGAAUAUUUUUAAUUGAACUUCAAUUAAUUCUAUUUUGUUAAUGUGGUGAUUGUGGGUAAAACGUUGUAUUGCAUUCGUGUUUUAGUCGCAUUUUAUUCCUUUAAGAAUUUUACGCAUUCGGACUAACGCCCUCGUGUUUAAACAUUUUUGCGUAGAUAAAUUAUUUUCUAAAACAUUUAUACAAUAAAUAAUUAUUUCUACUCCUGUCACUAAAAGACAUUUAUCGCAUAUGUUUUCCGGGCGGUGAUCUUUUAGAUAUACAUUCACAAGCCCUGGUUUCGUGUAUUGUAGUCACGGACUAAAGUUAGCUGUAGAUUUUCAUUGUCAAAAAAAUAACAUAAUUUCCAAAUUAUUUUCAUCGUAAAAAAAUAAAGCAUGAAUCUUGUUUUAUAAUCGUGUCAGGCACUCGUGUUAUUAAACACGCGCUUCGAUACCCUUUGAUUGCUUUUUAUAGAACUUGUGAUUAAAUGAUGUAUAUAAAACUUGAUAUAUAAUAUGCUAUAAUAAUGCUAUAUGGGAUAAUUUCUCCUAUCCAGACAAGUUAAAAUCUUACAUGCACACGUAACUAAUAUGACAGUAAUUAAAAAACGCAUCAAACAAAAUUACUUUUUUUGUUGGUAACAUUUUAGGUUUUCUUUUUAAUAGAUCAUAAACACUAUUUAAAAUACGUUUCCCAUAGCAACGUGUUAACAUUAUUUUAAAAUACGCUUCCCAUAGCAACAUGUUUUAAAUUAAAAUGUUCCAACAAAAAAAAUUUGAAAAACACUCAUACGAAAACGCAUAAAGUUUUCGGGUACUUAGGUAUGCAACUAACAUACGCUCGUUGCAUAAUGACAUCUCUCGAACUUUAAAAACUUAUGUUUUUGUUCUCGUAUUAUUACAAACUGUAAACAGUGUACCUACUAAAAAAUUGAAAAAUGAUGUUCCUUGUAAGAAGAACCUUAUUGACUUACAGCUUACAGGUUAAGAUUUUUUGUAUCUGAAACAGCAUUUUAACAAACAUUUUUGAACAGUCUGAUAUAGUUCGUGCCUUUUAGCAUUUU